AUGGACAUUGAACCCUUGAGAAUUGAGAUCCUUAGGCACUCGACUUAUUGCAUAGCGGUUGAAGAAGAACCCGACGAACAGCCUCGAUAUCAUGACAUCUUGAAGUACCUACAGAAGGGCGAAUUCCUCGAAGGGAGUGAAGCAGCUGACAGAAAGCAUUUGACAAAAUUAGCGUCAAAAUUCUUCGCUAGUGGAGAUGUCUUCUAUAAAAGGUCCUUCAACUCGACAUUGCUAAGGUGCGUCGAUGCUAAAGAGAUACAUGAAGGGGAGUACGGCCCCCAUAUGAAUGGACAUUUCUUGUCUAAGCUCGAUAAGACCAAGUGGAUGCAACAGAGGCAUGAGCAGCUAAACAUGAUUGAUGAGAAGAGCUUGCAAGCUGUGUGUCAUGGCCAGUGCUAUCAAAGACAAGUCAUAAAAGCCUUCAACUAG
Eucalyptus grandis is the source of this 429-nucleotide messenger RNA. RefSeq lists its product as uncharacterized. The record is from RefSeq and is a predicted model, not a curated record. The transcript has 2 exons. NCBI's taxonomy places the organism in Eukaryota, Viridiplantae, Streptophyta, Magnoliopsida, Myrtales, Myrtaceae. Bases 1 to 429 code for a protein of 142 amino acids.